This is a messenger RNA of Babjeviella inositovora NRRL Y-12698, 401 nucleotides long. RefSeq lists its product as uncharacterized. The record is from RefSeq and is a predicted model, not a curated record. Lineage: Eukaryota; Fungi; Ascomycota; Pichiomycetes; Serinales. The transcript has a single exon. The coding region runs from base 97 to 318 and encodes 73 amino acids.
AGUUGCCACCGAGUUGGAGCACGCACGACCAGGUGGCUACUAGAGCUAUCAAAGCUGAAUGGAUUGUAGGGGAUAUAAUGGGUUCUAUACUGAUGUAUGAAUUCUAGGGAAAUAAAUUCUAGGGGGAUAAAUUCAAAGGGAAUAAACUCAAGGGAACUUAAAUAUACAAAUGGAGUAAUCUUUUAUUUAUGUUCUAUAAUAUUCGAGGCUAAACGGGGAAUUGGGGCUCGCACGAGUUGCCAGAAACUGUCACGCUUUGGUCUAAGCCUAGGUCCACACGUAUCCAUAGUUGGAAUCAAUACAUUCAUAUUCUCCUGAUUUCCGAGAUCUCAAGGUAUUUUUCAACCAUUUUCAUAUUCACCGAUACCUGAGGUUGUAAAGGGGUUAUCCAUCUGCCGGUC